AUGUGGAAGCUCCGGUCAGUUUUUGGCUUUUUCUGCUUUCUCCUGCUUUGCUCGUCGCCAGCUUUAGUUUCCGGCCAGCGAUCUAGGAGAGGCGCUACCAGAUGGCAGACGCUUAGCGGUGAUCCUCCCCUUGUGUUAGCAAGAGGUGGAUUUUCUGGAGUGUUCCCCGAUUCCAGUACUCUUGCAUAUACACUUGCGGUGCAGAUGAGUUUGCAAAAUUCUCUCGUUUUAUGUGAUGUGAAGCUUACUAGAGACGGGGUUGGAAUCUGCUUUCCCAGUAUCAUGCUACAAAACGCAUCAGACGCUGAUAUGAAAUAUCCAAACAGGAGCAACACCUAUGAUGUCAAUGGUGUCCAAAUGGAAGGAUAUUUCACUUUGGAUUUUGACUCCAGUGAACUUGCAAAUGUAACGCUGAAGGAGGGGAUUUUUUCUAGGCCACCCUAUUUUGAUGAUGUUGGACUGCGAAUUCUCACUCCGCAGUUGGUAUAUAACCCCCCAUCAGAAGAACCAGCCGGAUUAUGGUUGAAUAUACAGUAUGACGCAUUUUUCAGCCAGCAUAAUCUGAGCAUGAGGUCAUAUGUUCUCAGUCUGUUCAGACCUUCCAGUGGUGUUGUUGUUAGUUUUAUUUCAUCGCCUGAAGUGGGCUUCUUGAGAAGCAUCAGAAAUCGAGUAGGCACAACAAGACUCGUCUUCCUGUUUCUGGGACCCACUGACACGGAGCCCACGACAAACCAAACAUACAGCUCGUUUUUGAACAAUCUCACAGCAAUCAGAACCUUCGCGGACGGAAUUAUUGUUCCUAAAAAUUACAUAUGGCCAGUGGACAACAGACAGUAUUUACUCAACUACACCUCUCUCGUGGCAGAUGCUCAUAGAGCGGGUUUGGAGGUUUUUGCAUCUGGGUUUGCGAAUGAUGCAAAUUUACCUUAUAAUUACAGCUUUGACCCUGUUUCCGAGUAUCUCUCCUUCAUUGAUAAUGGUCAAUUUUCUGUCGAUGGUGUGCUUUCGGACUUCCCACUUACCCCAUCUGCAACAAUAGAUUGCUAUUCUCACAUGCGCAGAAACGACAGUAUUAUAGCAAAUAUUACAAUUAUCUCGAGUGAGGGAGCAAGUGGGGACUAUCCCGGUUGUACGGAUGUUGCGUACAGAAAAGCUGCAUCAGAUGGUGCAGAUAUACUCGACUGCCCUGUUCAAAUGACGAGAGAUGGAGUGCCUUUCUGUUUGGGAUCGAUCGAUCUCAGGAACAGAACAAAUGUUGCACAAUCACCCCUCGCAAACCGGGCUACUGAUAAUCCGGAUCUGCACAUACAGGAUGGAAUUUUUACCUAUAACCUCACGUGGAGUGAAAUUCAGACCUUGAGACCUGCUAUUUCCAAUCCAUAUGUGGACGGAUAUGCACUAUACCGGAAUCCAAUUGCAAGAAAUGAUGGGAACUUGAUGCAGCUAUCCGAUUUCUUGGCAUUUGCAAACAAUCAAUCUUCCGUGUCUGGAAUCCUUAUCAGCAUCGAGAAUGCGGCAUACCUAGCCGAGAACCAGGGGUUAGGCGUGACGGAUGCUGUCCUGUCGGCCCUGAGUCUUGCUGGCUACAACAACCAGACAUCCAAACGGGUUCUUAUCGAGUCGAGCGACAGCUCAGUUCUGACAAACAUCACGGCCGCGGGCGUGCCGUACGAGCUCGUAUACGAUGUAGACGAGGACGUGGGCGCCGUGCCCGACUCGACCAUCUCAGAGAUACAGCGCUUUGCCCAAUCAGUAGUUGUGUCCAAGAUCUCGGUUUUCCCGUCAGAUGAGUUAUUUGUGAAGGCAGAGACGAAUGUGGUGGAAAGGCUGCAGCGGUUCAACCUCACGGUGUACGUGCGUCUCUUCCGUAACGAGUACCCAUCCCAAGCCUGGGACUUCUUAUCCGACCCUUACGUCGAGAUCAACAAUUACGUGGCAGCCAAAGGGAUCAAUGGCCUCAUCACCGAAUUCCCGGCAACUGCCAAUAGAUACAGAAGGAACCGGUGUUUAGGGUACAAUGUUUCUGAUGCACCAGCGUAUACGCAACCCGUCCCACCCGGUGGCCUUAUUGGAUUGAUGUCCAACCAAAACCUUCCGCCAGCUGAGCCUCCACUCCCGGUACUCACAGAUGUGACUGAGCCUCCUCUGCCUCCUGUGAUCUUAAGGCCCCCGCCGGGGAACCCGCCUCCGGCCCAAGCUCCGGCCCCGCCCAACAGCCAGCCGAAGACACUUGUGGCCAGCACCAACACUCUCUUCGUUCUGCUUCUGCUUGUGGCCUUUGUGCUCUGA
Striga hermonthica is the source of this 2289-nucleotide messenger RNA. NCBI's taxonomy places the organism in Eukaryota, Viridiplantae, Streptophyta, Magnoliopsida, Lamiales, Orobanchaceae. The record is from the annotation of a GenBank genome assembly.